Messenger RNA from Penicillium digitatum Pd1, 1083 nucleotides. The record is from RefSeq and is a predicted model, not a curated record. Lineage: Eukaryota; Fungi; Ascomycota; Eurotiomycetes; Eurotiales; Aspergillaceae.
AUGGUCUAUAGCUACUACGGCCUCAGUCACGGUGCUGGCCUUCGUGACGGUUUGUCUUCGACUGCUCGCCCGUUUCUGAUCAAACCCAAGUUAUGGAACCUGGUCGUUGUCGGAUUUAUCUACGCCAUGAUCCAUGAGGGAAUGGGACUCCAUGCAAAGACUCUUCCCACAGAAAACGUGAUUUUGAUCGCCAAAUAUCUUGUUGUUGCCGAAGUUCUCUACGUCUUCAACCUAGCAUGGACCAAAUUGAGCAUUCUGCUCAUGUACUACAGGAUCUUCCGCUUUCGAUACUUCAAAACGUGGGCAUAUAUCAUUGGAAUCUUUGUUAUCCUUUGGGUUAUUUGCAUAACUUUUCUUUUCAUCUUCAUUUGCGUCCCCGUCCAGAAACUCUGGUAUCCCCAGAUUCCAGGGCGGUGCAUCAACCAGGUGGCCACAUGGGUCUCCAACGCCGUCUCAACGAUCGCAACCGACAUUGCCAUUCUCCUCCUUCCAAUUCCACAAGUAUGGAAGCUCCAACUUCGAAUGUCGGAAAAGAUAGCCGUCUUGAUUGCCUUCAGCUUAGGAUUUUUUGUCGUUUUCGCCUCCGCCUACCGCUUCUCGGUCUUCUUCAGUUACACUCCGCUUGAUUCCUCCUAUACUCUCGCCCGAACAGUUGGAUGGACCGCAAUUGAAAUGUCUGCCGGCAUCGUGUCGGCCAACCUCCCAACCAUCCGCCCUGCUCUCCGCUGCAUAGCACGCUUGCUGGGUGUUCAUGGUAGCGUUAUGGCUCUCUUCAAAAGUCAAAAUAGAACAACUGCCAAAAUUUCGGACACCGUCACUCAGCCUUCAGCAACAGGGGAGUCCACUGCCGCUAUUGUACAACACAACAAACAUCCAAACCGACAUUCUUUCUAUCAUCUACCAGAUGAUCCCAGCUCGGCGGGAGAACAGGCACGAAUAGAUGCCUCGUUUAGGCCGGACUAUGAUAACGCAAAGAUGUACAUCAAUGUGUUGGGUCCGAGGGUUGGUGAUCAUUUUGGUGGUGAUGAGAUUCCCAUUACUGAGAUUAGAGUCGACAAGGAGUUUACGCAGACUACAAACUGA